AUGGACGAGCACCAUCACACGGCGACCAGCGGCGGCUCGACCUCAACGGCUGCGAUGAACAGUUCGACCACUGGUGGUGGCGGGGGUGGCGGUGGUAGUGGCAGCCCGACGGGUGAUUCUGGAAAACACGAUGAAGCCCGACUCAACGCCGAUUCCGACGACGGUUCACAAGCUCAGGAUCCUGGGAAGAUGUUCAUCGGCGGUUUGAGCUGGCAAACAACGGCUGAAGGGCUUCGCGACUAUUUUGGCCGUUUUGGUGAGGUUAACGAGUGUAUGGUAAUGCGGGACCCAGCGACUAAACGGGCUAGAGGCUUCGGGUUUAUCACAUUUGUCGAUCCGGCUAGUGUAGAUAGAGUAUUGGCUACUGAGGAGCACGAAUUAGAUGGCAAAAAG
Messenger RNA from Cooperia oncophora, 393 nucleotides. The record is from the annotation of a GenBank genome assembly. NCBI's taxonomy places the organism in Eukaryota, Metazoa, Nematoda, Chromadorea, Rhabditida, Trichostrongylidae.